This is a messenger RNA of Astrephomene gubernaculifera, 1251 nucleotides long. Lineage: Eukaryota; Viridiplantae; Chlorophyta; Chlorophyceae; Chlamydomonadales; Astrephomenaceae. The record is from the annotation of a GenBank genome assembly.
ACACUGCAAUAGCAGUAAAAAUGUCGCAGUUGGUGUUCCUUACUCGCAGUGUGCUGCUUAGUGGACAGCAGGCGGCGGGCGUUGGUGCUGUCAGGGCCGCCCUGCAAUGUGCCUUUUCCACGAGCAGCUCUAUCCGUCAUUCACAGCCACAGGCAGCCGAAACAGUGAGCUCGGACACUAGCGUGUCUCGAUGGAUCAGGGAGCUGGGCGUCGUUCGCACGGACUGGACGCGAGAGGAAGUUUCAGAGGUAUACAAUGCGCCUCUGCUGGACCUUGUUUAUCGGGCGGCAAGCGUGCAUCGUAUGUAUAACGACCCGUCAAUGGUGCAACGCUGCACGCUGCUUAGCAUUAAGACGGGUGGCUGCCCUGAGAACUGCGGCUACUGCAGCCAGAGCAGCCACUGGAGCAAGGAUACGGGACUGAAGGCGGAGAAGCUGAUGGACCUAGAGGAGGUCUACCAGGCCGCCCUGCGCGCCAAGGAGGCGGGCAGCACUCGCUUCUGCAUGGGGGCGGCGUGGCGGGGGCCCUCGCAGGUGGGUCAGCGGCAGUGGGAGCGCGUGCUGGAGAUGAUCCGCCGCAUCCGGGGGCUGGGCAUGGAGGUGUGCACCACGCUGGGCAUGCUGUCCCCCGAGCAGGCAGCCCAGCUGCGGCAGGCGGGGCUCACCGCCUACAACCACAACCUGGACACCUCCCCCGAGUUCUACGGCAAGAUCACCACCACCAGGAAGUAUGAGGACCGGCUAGCCACGCUGGCGGCGGUGCGGGAGGCGGGCAUCAGCGUGUGUGCGGGCGGCAUCAUCGGGCUGGGGGAGGGGCCGGCGGACCGCGUGGGGCUGCUGCACCAGCUGGCCAGCCUGCCCGCACACCCGGAGAGUGUGCCCAUCAACCGGCUGGUGGCGGUGAAGGGGACGCCGCUGCAGGAUGCGGAGCCGGCUGCCGGUAUAGACCUGGUCCGCUGCAUCGCCACCGCGCGCAUCCUCAUGCCGCGCACCGUGGUGCGCCUCUCCGCCGGCCGCCUGGACCUCAGCCGCGGCGACCAGGCGCUCGCAUUCCUGGCCGGCGCCAACUCCAUCUUCGACGGCGACAAGCUGCUCACCACCCCCAACAACGACAGGAAUGAGGAUGCGGCCAUGUUUGCCGAGCUGGGACUCAGGUCGCGGCCCGCGUUUGUGCCGUACGCGGCGGGUAACGAGAGCUCCAAGAGCUUUGUGGAGGGGGCGGAGGGCGGCGGAUGCUGCGGGGGCAGCCAGG